This is a messenger RNA of Ilex paraguariensis (yerba mate), 495 nucleotides long. The record is from the annotation of a GenBank genome assembly. Lineage: Eukaryota; Viridiplantae; Streptophyta; Magnoliopsida; Aquifoliales; Aquifoliaceae.
AUGAACAACCAAGACCCAAACUGGGACUUCAUUUCCACCGCAGAAGAUGAUUAUUUUUAUCAACAACCAUCUCCCAUAGAAAAUUCUCCACUUCCUCAACCCAAAUUGUGGCCUCAGACCAAAAACUGUUCAACCCUCUUACAUGCAACAGAAGCUGAAGAUUAUUCAGAUAUUUUCAAGCACUUAUCAAACGUUCAGCUUCAUUCUCAUACACAACCAGAGCCUGCAGAGACAAAUAGGACCACAUCUACUCAUCAAACAUGGAGGAGGGGUGAAUCAAGCGGGACAAAAAGGACGUGCAAUGAAAUGGAACUUACACAGAGUACUCAAAGUAAAGGUAAUGAUGGGGAAGCAAGAAAGAAGAGGAAUAGAGAUGAUUUGCCGCCUAAAAGGACACGUUCAGCCGCAACACGUAAUAUUUCCGAGAGGAGACGCAGGGAUAAGAUUAACGGAAAGAUUCGAACUCUCCAGGAACUGAUACCCAAUUGUCGUAAG